UCACUGUCGCGACAUCGGUUGGUAAUUGGUGUGCGUUGAGUUGUUUGUAUCGAUAAACAAUCAAGCAUCUUUUUCACACAUCUUCCCAUGGAAUCUCUGGGGAAAUCGGAAUCCUUGGCUCCGGCAAUGUCCGUGGGUGGCAAGAAGGGUACAGGAGCUGCAGUGAUAGCAGGUAGGAAGAAAUCCGGACCGAAGUUUGAGCUUUCCGAUGAGCAGAAAGCAGACAUCAAGGAAGCCUUCGAUCUCUUUGACACCGAAGCCAGUGGAUUCAUCGACGUGAAGGAGCUCAAAGUGGCCAUUAGGGCAUUAGGAUUCGAACCCAAGAAGGAAGAGAUCAAGAAGAUGGUAGCAGAAAUCGAUAAAGAUGGCACAGGGAAGGUUUCCUACGACGAAUUCCUGCAGCUGAUGACCGUAAAGAUGGCUGAAAAGGACACCCGGGAGGAAAUCAUGAAGGCCUUCAGGCUCUUCGAUGACGACGAGACUGGGAAGAUCAGCUUCAAGAACCUCAAGAGGGUAGCCAAGGAAUUGGGUGAGAAUCUAACAGACGAAGAGCUCAGAGAAAUGCUAGAUGAAGCUGACCUAGAUGGGGACGGGGAAGUCAAUCAGGAUGAAUUCCUGCGGAUUAUGAAGAAAACCAGCCUCUACUAGAGGAAAACUGAAAAAAAUCUUCCGCCGGAGUCAAGUUAUUCGUGUGCAUUUUCUUAUCUCUCUUAUUCCGACAUCCUUGGAUGCAACUUAUAUUUUUUUUAACUGUGGUAUUAUACUAUUUUAAUGUAAUCUGAGCCAAUGUGCUUAAUACACCAAAAACCAAUUAAAAUA
Phlebotomus papatasi is the source of this 819-nucleotide messenger RNA. RefSeq lists its product as uncharacterized. Bases 88 to 648 code for a protein of 186 amino acids. Lineage: Eukaryota; Metazoa; Arthropoda; Insecta; Diptera; Psychodidae. Gene Ontology annotation, molecular function: calcium ion binding. The transcript has 3 exons. The record is from RefSeq and is a predicted model, not a curated record. Gene Ontology annotation, biological process: centriole replication; mitotic cell cycle. Gene Ontology annotation, cellular component: centriole; centrosome.